AUGGCUGACAGCAAUGUGUUCCGCGCUACCACGACUGCUCCAGUAAACAUUGCGGUCAUCAAAUACUGGGGAAAACGCGAUGCGACACUGAACCUACCUACAAACUCUUCCCUCUCCGUCACCCUCUCUCAACGCUCCCUUCGCACCGUAACCACCGCAUCAUGCUCGCCCAACUACCCCGCCGCUGAGGGUGAUACCCUCACCCUGAACGGCAAGCCCGAAAACAUUAAUGCUUCCAAACGAACUCGAGCCUGUCUCUCGAGCCUGCGUGCGCUGCGCAAGGAACUCGAGGACGCCGACUCAUCCCUCCCUAAACUUUCCUCAUACCCACUCCGUGUCGUCUCAGAGAACAAUUUCCCCACGGCCGCUGGCCUCGCAAGUUCCGCUGCCGGAUUUGCAGCUCUUGUGCGCGCCAUUGCAGACCUUUACGAACUGCCACAAUCACCUACAGACCUUAGUAAGAUCGCCAGACAAGGUUCGGGCUCUGCCUGCCGUUCCUUGCAAGGAGGAUAUGUCGCCUGGCGAGCGGGCACAAAGGAAGAUGGAAGCGACAGCGUCGCCGAAGAAAUCGCGCCUGCAUCCCACUGGCCCGAGAUGCGAGCACUCAUCUUGGUUGUCAGCGCCGAGAAGAAGGAUGUCCCCAGUACAACCGGUAUGCAGACCACCGUGCACACCUCGCCGCUCUUCGCAACUCGCGCAGAACACAUUGUGCCCAAGCGUAUGAUUGGUAUGGAAGAAGCCAUUACCAAGCGCGACUUUGCUGCUUUUGCGGAUCUGACUAUGCGUGAUUCGAACAAUUUCCAUGCUUGUUGUUUGGAUUCCGAGCCUCCAAUUUUCUACUUGAAUGAUGUGUCGCGCGCUGCGAUUCGGUUGGUGAAUGAUAUCAACCGCGUAGCUGGUAAGGUCGUCGCUGCUUAUACUUUUGAUGCCGGCCCAAAUGCGGUUAUUUACUACCUUGAUGAAGCCUCUGAACUCGUCGGAGGUACAUUCAAGGCUAUUUUGGGUGGAGAGUUGGAAGGAUGGGAGGGUCCAUUCGGUGAUAGACUCAAGAGCGUUUCCGCCGGUGUUGAUCUGACCAGCUUGGAUUCAAAGGCUAUUGAGGUCUUGAAGACUGGUAUUAGUCGUGUUAUUCUUACUGGUGUGGGUGAGGGUCCUGAGAAGAUUGAUACCCAUCUUGUCAGUGAGAAGGGUGAUAUUCUGAGUCUUUAG
Messenger RNA from Talaromyces marneffei, 1209 nucleotides. RefSeq lists its product as uncharacterized. The transcript has 2 exons. Gene Ontology annotation, cellular component: cytosol. Gene Ontology annotation, biological process: isopentenyl diphosphate biosynthetic process, mevalonate pathway; isoprenoid biosynthetic process. NCBI's taxonomy places the organism in Eukaryota, Fungi, Ascomycota, Eurotiomycetes, Eurotiales, Trichocomaceae. The record is from RefSeq and is a predicted model, not a curated record. Bases 1 to 1209 code for a protein of 402 amino acids. Gene Ontology annotation, molecular function: diphosphomevalonate decarboxylase activity; ATP binding.